UUUAAUAGAAAGUUUCUGAAAUGUUGAGCCAACACCUUAAUUUUAACACGUGAUUCGGUUCACCGAGCGGAAGUUGUGCUACAGCGGAAGUUGUAAUACAAUAUGGACGAAGCACGAUUCAAAUAUGACGUUAAACAAAUAUAACGUUAAACGUGCUCUAUGAUUUUGAAAUAUAUUUGUAAUAAAAAUUGUAUAUUUGUAUAUUAAAACACCAUGAAGUUUGCUUAUAAGUUCAGUAAUCUGCUGGGCACAGUUUAUAGUAAAGGGAAUUUAAUAUUUUCUCAAGAUGGAUCUUCGGUUAUUAGUCCAGUGGGAAAUCGGAUAACAAUAUAUGACUUAAAAAAUAAUAAGUCUCAAACAUUAUCUGUGGAGAGUCGAUUUAAUUAUACAAGCAUAGAUUUAUCACCCAAUGGAGCAUUACUAAUUGCAAUUAAUGAAGUGGGUGAUGUUCAUGUAAUUACCAUGAUUAGUAAAAUGGUAAUUCAUAAAUAUAGAUUUAAUACAAAAGUGAGAUGUGUAAAAUUUUCUCCAGAUGGUAAACAUUUUGCAGUGUGUAAAGAAAGUAAUGUAUUUGUUUUUAAUGCACCUGGCUUGCAAACAGCUGAAUAUAAUCCAUUUAUUAUGGAACAUGCAUUUCAUGCAGCUACGGAUGACACAACUUUUAUUAAUUGGUCUUAUGAUUCAAAGUUAUUAGCUGUUGGUUCUAAAGAUAUGGCUACAAGAAUUUACAGCUUAGAAAAGUAUGUAAACUUCAGAUAUAUUACUCUUGGUGGCCAUACUAAUGGAAUUGUAUCAUGCUUUUUUGAAAAAAGAAAUUAUGAUUUAAUUACAAUUAGCAGAAAUGGACAAUUGUGUAUUUGGGAGUGUACAAUUGAUCCAGAAGAUUUAAUACCAUCCAACAUACCUCCAAUUAAAAGAGACAAAAAAACAGAUAGUGACGAAGAAGAUGAUGUUAAUAUUGAGAAAGCUAUAGAGAAAACAGACAAACAGAUUAAAGCUCAUGAACGUAAUUUAUUGAGAUCAGGAGAUUCAACUGAAUCAAUUGUAAAAGAUUCUAAAAAUAAGACAAAAGCUAAACAAUUACUUUAUACUAAAUUGAGUCGUCAUUAUCUAGCUAAUGUAGUUCAAAACAAAAAUAAAGUAAAUUUAAUAUUAACUGCAGCUGCAUAUCAUCAACAGACUAAUAUCCUAGUAGUAGGAUUCAGUAUUGGUGCAUUUUAUUUAUAUGAAAUGCCUGAUGUAAAUAUGAUACAUUCUCUAAGUAUAUCGGACCAAUAUAUUACAUCGAUUGCCAUAAAUUCAACUGGUGACUGGAUAGCCUUAGGAUGUUCUACAGCUGGUCAAUUAUUAGUAUGGGAAUGGCAAAGUGAAACUUAUGCCAUGAAGCAACAAAGCCACAGUAGUAAUAUAAACUGUUUGGCAUACAGUCCUGAUGGCCAAUACAUUAUUACCGGAGGUGAUGACGGGAAAGUUAAAUUAUGGAACACUAUGAAUGGAUUUUGUUCUAUUACAUUUCAAGAACAUACAUCUACGAUAACAGGAGUAAUAUUUAGUCAUAAUAGAAAAUUUAUUGUUUCUGCAUCACUUGAUGGAACUGUUAGAGCAUAUGAUUUAGCGAGGUACAGAAAUUUUCGAACUCUUACCUCUCCGCGACCCGUACAGUUUUCCUGCGUUGCUUUAGAUUCAAGUGACGAGUUUCUUGCAGCCGGAGGCCAAGACUUUUUUGAAAUUUAUUUGUGGAGCGUCAAACUAGGAAAACUUUUGGAGAUAUUAAGUGGACACGAAGGUCCAAUCGCCAGUUUGGCAUUUAAUCCAAGUGUUACAAGCACGGAAUUGGUAUCCGUAUCUUGGGACAAAACACUGAAAAUAUGGAAUGCAAUUGAAAGUGGUUCUUCACAUGAAACGAUACAGUUAACUGCUGAUGGUUUAUAUGUUACAUAUAAACCAAACGGUGAAGAAGUAGCAGUUGCCACUUUGGAUGGGCAAAUUUCAUUUUUUCAUUGUAAAACGGCGGUACAAAUUGGUAGUAUUGAAGGAAGAAAUGAUCUAGGCAGUGGAAGGUGUGAUACUGAUCUUAUUACAGCUAAGCGAAGUCUUAUGGGCAAGGCGUUUACUGUUCUUUGUUAUUCAGCUGAUGGUACGUGCAUAUUAGCUGGGGGUCAUUCUAAAAAUAUAUGCAUUUAUAAUGUACAAGAAUUUAUACUUAUAAAAAAGUUUGUUGUAACACAGAAUAGAUCACUAGAUGGAGUUAAUGAUUUUAUAAAUAAACGAAAUUUAACAGAAUUUGGAAACAUGGCAUUAGUGGAAAAACGAGGAGAAAAUGUAAAGUUACAAUUACCAGGCGUUAGAAGUGGAGAUAUGGCGAGCAGAAAUAUAAAACCAGAAAUUAGAGUAUAUAGUUUACAGUUUUCUCCAACAGGACAAGAGUGGGCUGCGGCAACGACGGAAGGAUUAUUAUUAUAUUCGUUAGAUGUUGCAUUGGUAUUUGAUCCAUUUGAAUUGGAAUUAGGAAUUACACCAGAAGCUGUGAAAAAAACUUUGAGUCAAAUGGAAUACGCAAAAGCAUUAAUGAUGGCUCUGAAGCUGAAUGAAAAAUUAUUAAUAAAACGCGUUAUAGAAAAUAUUCCGUGCUCAGAUAUUAAUUUAACAGUAAUGGUUUUAUCCAAUAUCUAUGUCGAGAAAGUUUUAAAAUUCAUAGCAACGGAAUUGGAAUUUACUAGGCAUAUACAUUUUUAUCUUCUUUGGAUAGAAAUGAUAUUGACUAAUCACGGACCAAGAAUAAAUACAGCUCUUCAAAUGCCGAUAUUGCUAAUGUUACAGAAAAAUAUGCAAAAGAAAUACGAUGAUUUGAGUAAACUAUGUGAUUUCAAUCAGUAUACAAUGAGUUAUUUGAAAAAAGUUGGUGCUUAUAAAGCCAAAAAAGCUGUUACCAAUAACAAUUUAAUGGAAACUGACGAGGAAUCUGAAAAAUCUUUGCUAGAAGAAAUUGAAAUUGAUUAAAAAGUUUUAAUGAUAAGAUUGAAUAAUAAAGAAAUAGAUUACCAUUCACAUAAAUAUUUUAUGAAUACAAUCAUAGAACUAUUUCAUACACGUGUACAUAUUAUUUAUAAGUUUUAUAGUAAUCUUAAAUAAAUUCAUCUAGUAUCUUA
Molecule: messenger RNA, 3149 nt
Organism: Bombus pascuorum
Lineage: Eukaryota; Metazoa; Arthropoda; Insecta; Hymenoptera; Apidae
Product: periodic tryptophan protein 2 homolog
Exons: 15
Coding region: 214-3000 (928 amino acids)
Biological process (GO): maturation of SSU-rRNA from tricistronic rRNA transcript (SSU-rRNA, 5.8S rRNA, LSU-rRNA); ribosomal small subunit assembly
Cellular component (GO): small-subunit processome; Pwp2p-containing subcomplex of 90S preribosome
Molecular function (GO): protein binding
Source: RefSeq, a predicted model, not a curated record